This is a messenger RNA of Erinaceus europaeus (western European hedgehog), 1722 nucleotides long. Its product is annotated as magnesium transporter protein 1-like. The record is from RefSeq and is a predicted model, not a curated record. NCBI's taxonomy places the organism in Eukaryota, Metazoa, Chordata, Mammalia, Eulipotyphla, Erinaceidae. The transcript is spliced from 2 exons. Gene Ontology annotation, cellular component: oligosaccharyltransferase complex. The coding region runs from base 438 to 1463 and encodes 341 amino acids.
GGAAGAGUGAAGGGAUACCCAGUGGGCGGAGCUGGGAAUCUAACCCUUCUCCUCCCCAGGAUAAUAAUUCUUUGGUUUAGACUGAUGCUGGGGCACUGGCGCAGAAGACAAAAGGAGGAGGAAGGAGAGAGGUGGCAGCCCCACUGCCCCGCUCCCCGCGCCCUCUCACCUCCGCGGGCCGCUGGCACUUCUGUCUCUGGGCGCCGGCUGGGACGCCCCGGGUUGCCAGGCAACCGCCCCCCUCCCCGCUCGGAGCCCCCCCACCCCUUGUUCAGCUUGGCAACCGCGCGGAGGCGGUAGGAGCCGGCAGGUGCGGCCUGCUGAGGGGCGCUGCAGAUCACCUUCACGCCAUUUAGAAGUUAGACAUUCUAAUUCUGAUCAGAGUUCUGCAUCGACAUGACAAACAAAAAUUAGAUAAAAGAAAGAAGUAAACAAAUAUGGCAGAACCAUGGUGUCUUUGGCGUGUGCUUCUGACUGUGGUAGUGGCCUUGAUGUUCAUGGUUCCUGGGGCCCUUGCACAUCGUGACAAUAAGAAGAUGAUAUUGGCUGAAAAAGUCAGACAGCUGAUGGGACUGACCAAGAAAAACAGAGUGAUACGAAUGAAUGAUGACAUGUUCUCCCAUUUUGUACUAGACUCACCGAGAAACUACUCUGUCAUAGUGAUGCUUACUACUCUCCAGAGAUUUAAAACAUGUACAACGUGUGAAUAUGCUGUUGGAGAAUUUCAGAACCUAGUAAAUAUCUGGCAAGGUUCUGGUGUGUUUACCAAUGAGGUAUUUUUUGCUCUUCUGGAUUAUGAUGAAAGCCCUGAGAGCUUUCAGAUACUCCAACUGGGGCCAGUUACAACUCUCAUUCACAUUCCUGCUAAAAGAAAGUUUACAGUUGAUGACAUUUAUAACUGGAAAGAAAGGGGCAUCAUAGCUAAGCAAAUGUCCAAUUGGGUAGAGGAGAGAAUUGAGAAAAGGAAAGGCAGCCCCAGAAUCAGACAGCCUCAACAGAGUCAGAUGAUUUAUCACAAACACGUCAUGUUGGGAACAUCUUUGGCUCUCAUUACAGGACUUGUGUAUCUAUUAACAUGGAAUAGAAAUUUUAUUUUUAGUAGAAGUCUGGUGGCAGUUUUAGCUGUGUGUUUUGUGAACGUGAUGACAGCUGGUCAAAUGUGGACUUAUAUAAAAGGAGCACCAUACGCACAGUGGAAUCCUCACACAGGACACACACAUUAUAUCCACAGAGUGAGUUACUCUCAGUUUACAGCAGAAGUGUAUGUCGUUUCUCUGUUUAAUAUGUGGAUUACCCUGGGAAUUCUGCUCAUAGAUAAAGCUGCAACAUCUCCUAUGAACAUUAUGGUGAGGAAGAUAAUGAGUCUGACAGGGAUAUGCCUAGUUGUAAUAUUCUUCUGUUGGCUCCUCUACCUCUUCAGAAUUAAAAGACCUGACUAUCCAGUCAACGUUUUCAUGGGUUAAGACGAUCCUAGAGACAUAGAGAAACAAGAAAAAAAUUAAAAUGUGAAGAAAUGUGGAACACAGAAGUGUGAACUUAUGAUUUUUUUUAUGUGGUUGAUAUUUAGCCUAAGGAGAUGUGAAACCAAAGGAGAUAACAAUAGCACACCUCCUUUUCCUUUUAAAAAUCUGAAUUUUUAUAACAUGUAUUCUCAUUCACCAUUUUUCUUCCCAUUAAAUGUCAUGGACUGUCUGACUUAGUGAAUUAAAGUUAUUAAAAAUA